AUGGAAGAUGAACGAACUUUCAAUCCGGUUCCAGAUAACACCAACCAAGGAGUUGUAAGAUAUCUAAGAGAUGCCCCUCCCGCUCAUUACUCGCUUAAAGUUGAAUCUUUCUCAAAGCUUGUUGACGGAGGGGAUGAAAAAUAUGAAUCUGCUACGUUUGAUGCUAACGGUUACACAUGGCGGUUAGUUUUAUACCCGAAUGGAAACGCAAGAAGAGGUGGUGGAGGACAUAUAUCGCUUUACUUAGUAAUAGAGGAGACAGACUCACUUCCUCUUGGUUGGGAGGCUUAUGUAACUUAUAAGAUGUUUGUUUUUGAUCGCAACAAGGAUCAGUACUUGACAAUCCAAGAUGACCCUGUGCAUCAAAUUCGCCGGUUUCAUCAGGCAAAGAAAGAAAGGGGUUUUGACAGAUUGAUAUCAUUAGAGACUUUCAAUGAUGCAACAAAUGGUUAUCUGAUUGAUGAUUCUUGUAUAUUUGGUGUCGAAGUAUUUGAAGUUAAAAAUACUGGAAUUGGUGAGACUAUAAAAAUAAUUGACGAUCCUGUCGAAGCCACUUUCGAUUGGAAAAUCUGUGAGUUCUCCGGAAUUCGCCGAGAGAAAGUUCACCCGCAAAGCCUUGCGUCAGAGAAAUUCACAUGUGGCGAAAGCAAGUGUUUACUUCUUUAUCCCAAUGGGGAUUCCAGAAUCAAAGAUCACAUGUCUUUGUUUUUACGAUUGGUUGAGAGUCCUCCAUCUUGGAAGAAAGUGUUUGCAGAGUUCUCCUUGCUGUGGAAGAAUCAAAUAUUCAGUUGGGAUCGUCAAAGCACAAGUGAAAAAAGAUGGUUCAUCAGGACUAAUCCCACGAAUCACUUUAGUACCUGGGGUGUGAUAAGUUUCAUGUCGUUGAGUGAACUUGCACGAGAAGGGAACGGCUUCAUAGUGGAUGACACCAUAGAGCUACAAGCGAAGGUUAAGAUUAUGACAGAAGUCUCUAGUUUCUCUUAG
Messenger RNA from Daucus carota subsp. sativus, 984 nucleotides. Its product is annotated as MATH domain and coiled-coil domain-containing protein At3g58210-like. Gene Ontology annotation, molecular function: protein binding. The coding region runs from base 1 to 984 and encodes 327 amino acids. Lineage: Eukaryota; Viridiplantae; Streptophyta; Magnoliopsida; Apiales; Apiaceae. The record is from RefSeq and is a predicted model, not a curated record. The transcript has 6 exons.